AUGGGCGGGGUCAAGCGGAAGAUCGAGGCCACCAAAGGGUCGACUGCAGCACCUUCCGGCGGCCCUCCUGCCACCCCUCUGAGCAUCGAUCACUCUGCUGCUGGGGACACUUCGCACAUUCGUGUGACUCGAAGUCUGCGUGCAAGCCAGGACGCACGUGCCCACCAAACUGAUACCAACAGAAGCAACGCUCACACCCCCACCACCAGCAACAAGAGUGGUCCUAACCGUCCAUCCCGAAUCAUCACGCUCAAGACUCGUCCACGCGUGUCCAGUACUGCUGCAAGCAAUGCCGCAAGCUAUGCCGCAAACAAUGCAGCAAGCGGUUCCGUAAGUACGACUCGUGAGACCCGUGCCUCUCGAACGCGGGCCGCUCUGCCUGCUGCCCCGGCUGCUCCACCCCAGCUGGACGGCAUGGCUUCGUCGACUGUACCGGAAACUCCUCGAUCCAAACGGAUCAAGCGGGGUCCGACGGUCGAGGAAACCCCCCGAACGACGAGACAGUCGGCCCGGUUGCGACCGCACCUCCAGCCGGCCGCAAGUGAGAAUGCGCCGGCCGAGGCAGACAGUGCAGUCAAACGACCCGAGGAGGCUAGUCCUUCCGUGGGUGUUGCCUCUGGCACCCGGACUCGCAAACGAAGUCGACAAACCGUGGACGGGAUGAAACCCCCGGUCCACGACGCCGUCCCUGACCCUGCGGAAUCGCUGCCCAAAGCGCCUUCUCCAGACGCCGCUGCCCCCGGAAAUGCACAGGAUGCCAAGCAGUUGGAUGGCGAGCCUUCGCGGAGCCUAACCAUUACAUUUCCCCGGCCCGCAGACGAGACCCGCGACGGUGCCGCUUCCCCAGAAGAGAAGGACAGCCUCGGCGAAUCGAUAGCUGAGGAGGCCGUGAGCCCUACCACGAAACCAGGCAGCCCGUUAGCAACCCGAAAGCGCAGAUCUUCGGAGGCCGAGGAUGACAGUGCUGCCGACCCCAGCAGUCCCGUCGCUUCCCCCAGCAAGAAGCCCAAGGUGGAAGAAGGGGAGCCUGCCUUGGAGAACCCAUUACUAAACGACCCUAUGGAGAAGCCCGAGUCGCAAACGCCGGAGGCCGGUGCAGCGGAACCUAAAACCGACAGUGAAUCUCGGCAGAUCACGGAGGAGGUUGAAGGAUCGACGCCCGAACUUGCCAUGGGUCCUGCCGGCGGCAAGACAUUCCGGGGUGGUCGGAAUCGAGGGCGAGGGCGUGGCGGGCGCAGCAGAGCAGCGGCACGCUUUGCGGCAACCCGACGUGGGCGGGGCGGUGCUCGGAGUGCCCGCGGAGGCCGCACGGGUCGUCAGCUCGAUCGCUCGAGUGACGUCGAGCUUGAACGCUCCCCGUCCCCCAGCGCCGCUACGCAGAAGCUCCGGGAUCGUCAGCGUGAACUCGACAAGGCGUUCAAGAAAGUGGCGGCCGCCCAUCGGCUGGCGUUGGCCGUGCUGGCAGACCAGUCCGAGAAAAAGCUCGCCCGAGAUAAGAAUGCCCAUAAAAAUGUCCCCGAGUACGACGAGAUCAAUGACCUCUUGCAAGAGAGGCUUCGAGAAAGACAAGCGUUGUUUCGCCGAGAGUACGAGCUCAAAGUGGAGCAAGAGAAUCGAAUGUAUGCCGCCAACAAGGAGAUCGUUGAACAGAGGUUCAAGACAUCGGCACGCUAUAUUCAAAAAGAGCAUUUCUACGCCAGCCAAGGAGACUAUAUGGCUUUUGUGGAGGGCCGUCGGGCGGCGGAGGAUGACGAGCACACCGAGACGGACGGCUCCGAGACCGAGCCGGAGCGGGGACCCAUCGUGUCCCCCGCGAAGGAAUUCAUCCGCGGCUUCAACUCCACCUUCGUUCGAGAUACGGCGGGGGCUGCUGCCUACGAUCGAGGCUACCAUGGCUGGGAGGAUUUCGUCCAACGGGCCAAACUGGGCGAUGACAUUGACCCGCAGAUGAAGGAAAUCGGCGACACCGCUGGCGCUGGUGGCCUCUCUACCCGGCAGAUCGUGGACAUGCUCCUGGAGGCAACGGGAAUCGUCGAAGUGCGACAUAGCGGAGCACCGGGGCGGGAGUUUUAUCCCCCAGUGGCUGCCGCCGUGCGUCCGACGGCGUUAUUUGCUCUGGCCGACGUCGCGGCGGCCGAGCUCCCUCGUCCCUCGAUGAUCCAGGCGACCCCCCGUCUUCCCACCCAUCGAACGCUUCUCCCUCAGCCUCCGCAACCUCCUCAGCCUCCGCAACCGCCGGUGGCCCACGGACCGACGGAUCCCCGAUCCUUCGUGCUCCCUCCUCCCACACCCCAUCGCCAGCCGCCGCGUCGACUUCUUCCUGCGGCGCAACAGAUCCCUCCCAUCAAUGAGCAGCUGGGACUGCCCGACCCCUUCGCCUCCCGCAGUGGUCCCCCUCAGCUUCCGCCGCCGCCAGGGUCGAACUUCCAACGGCCACCGCUGCCGGGGUACCUCGCUGGGCCUCAUCCGGCGCAUCUGUAUUACCCGCCGCCGCCGCCGCCACAUGGACCGCGGCCGCCCUACUGA
Molecule: messenger RNA, 2526 nt
Organism: Aspergillus steynii IBT 23096
Lineage: Eukaryota; Fungi; Ascomycota; Eurotiomycetes; Eurotiales; Aspergillaceae
Exons: 4
Coding region: 1-2526 (841 amino acids)
Source: RefSeq, a predicted model, not a curated record